UGUUCGGGACACUGUACAGCAGCAGCAUUCCCAGUAACCAGGACAUUUCAGUGAAUAAUGAGACUUGGUGUCUUCCUCUUGUUCCUGGUCCCUGUCUGCUCAUGGGCCCUCAUCUGCAGACAAGUCAGGGGGCGGAUGAAACAAAUCGACGCGAGCAAUGGCCAGGUGUACGCGGUGGAUUUUACAGGGAAUGUCUUCACCAGAAGGAGCGAUUCCUGGGCCAGAGUUCCAGGGAAUCUGCGCCACGUCACUGUGGGUGCGACAGGGGUCUGGGGAGCAGGCAGGGACCAGGUACUUUAUCGUCAGGUUGAUGGCUCCUGGGCGAUCCUAGCAGGAGAGCUGACCCAGGUGGACGCUGGUGGGGACCAGAUUUUAGUUGGAGUGGACAGACGCAAUGAUGUCUUCUGCUCCAACAAGAUGGCCGCCGUCUCAGCGGCCAAUCACAACAGCCCGAGGUACAAAGUCAUCCGGGGGAAGAUGAAGUACUACUCGUGUGGUCCCCGAACCUGCUGGGGGGUCAAUCCGGCCGGUCAGGUCUUCUGCCGGUUAAACGUCCGUCCCAUGUCGUGCACCGGGACUCACUGGCGGAAGGUUGGCGGCCGUUUCCUGAUGGUGGAGGUCGGCACAGACGGCGCCGUCUACGGCAUAGACCGCCGAGGUCGGGUCUUUCGCAGGAUUGGCAUUUGUCAUUGCAAACCUGAAGGGAGGAGAUGGGUCAAAGUGCACUUCCUUCGGAGGAGCUUCCGGCAUGUGUCUGUCGACCUCGGGAUCAUGUGGCUGGUGGAGCGGAACGGCAAUAUUCUCCGAUGCCGCUGACGGAGUGUGCUGCUGACUCCGGUGCGGAGGGUCACCCGCGGCUGAAUUGUGGUGGAGAUUUUGAGAAGGAGACCCUCUGUGUGUCAGUUCCUGUGUCUACAGCCAUGCAAAUAAAAUGUGACCCUGA
This is a messenger RNA of Hemiscyllium ocellatum (epaulette shark), 943 nucleotides long. Its product is annotated as fish-egg lectin-like. The record is from RefSeq and is a predicted model, not a curated record. Lineage: Eukaryota; Metazoa; Chordata; Chondrichthyes; Orectolobiformes; Hemiscylliidae. The transcript has 4 exons. Bases 58 to 816 code for a protein of 252 amino acids.